UUGGGUGUCCCCAGCUCUGUUUGGGUGUCCCCAGGCUGGUUUGGGUGUCCUCAGCGCUGUUUUGGUGUCCCCAGCUCUGGUUUGGUGUCCCCAGGGCUGUUUUGGUGUCCCCAGGGCUGUUUUGGGUGUCCCCCUGUGCCCCUCACUGAGCAGCUCUCUCGGCAGGCAGCGAUGCCCCUGGAGCCCCUGGUCUGUGCCCGCACGGCCACGCGGGUGAGCUCGGUGCUGAACCGGGACGUGAAGCACUUCGGGAAGCAGCACCUGUUUGAUGGCAGCGAGGAGACCUGCUGGAACUCGGACCAGGGCACGUCCCAGUGGGUCACCCUGGAUUUCCCCGGCCCCGUCAGGGUCUCCCAGCUCCACAUCCAGUUCCAGGGGGGAUUUUCCAGCCGGCUGUGCACGCUGGAAGGCUGCAGAAGCGGCGAGGAGCUGGUGAAAAUAUCGGAGCUGUACCCCCAGGACAGCCACGCCAUGCAAGAAUUCCAGGUGGAGGAGACGGUGCUGGAUAAGCUGAAGAUCACCUUUGGGAGCAGCACGGAUUUCUUCGGGAGGGUGGUGGUUUAUCACCUGGGGGUGCUGGGGGAGAGGCUCUAGGGCUGUCCCCACCUUGGUGCCCCCUGGGGUGACACCCGCGAGGGACACGGCUGUGUGAUGGGACCAUUAAAAUAAAAUAAAUUAAAUUAAAUUAUAUAUAAA
Messenger RNA from Parus major (Great Tit), 696 nucleotides. It is a transcript of the gene NR2C2AP, whose product is annotated as nuclear receptor 2C2 associated protein. Lineage: Eukaryota; Metazoa; Chordata; Aves; Passeriformes; Paridae. The transcript has 5 exons. Bases 172 to 594 code for a protein of 140 amino acids. The record is from RefSeq and is a predicted model, not a curated record.